Molecule: messenger RNA, 1446 nt
Organism: Nerophis lumbriciformis (worm pipefish)
Lineage: Eukaryota; Metazoa; Chordata; Actinopteri; Syngnathiformes; Syngnathidae
Source: RefSeq, a predicted model, not a curated record
AUGCCACUGGACAAGAGCGAGGCGACAACUCUCAGCCUCCCCUCCACCGCCAGCCAUGGAGGCUCAGACAGCAACAUUAGCGCAGAGGGCGCGGCGGGCUCAGCGUCCGGCGGCACUGAGGGCGGCGCGGGAUGCGGCGAGCCCCAGCGAACCCGGGCGGCUCUGGAGCACCUGCAACAGAAAAUCUUGAAGGUGACCGAGCAGAUCCGGGUAGAGCAGGAGGCCCGUGACGACAACGUUGCCGAGUACCUUAAGUUAGCCCACAACGCCGACAAGCAGCAGGCAUCCAGGAUCAAGCAGGUGUUUGAGAAAAAGAACCAAAAGUCAGCACAGACCAUUGCACACUUGCACAAGAAGCUAGAGCAUUACCACAAGAAGCUAAAGGAGAUAGAACAGAAUGGACCGGCCCGGCAGCCCAAGGAUGUCCUGCGUGAUAUGCAACAAGGACUGAAGGACGUGGGGGCAAACGUUCGUGCAGGGAUAAGCGGUUUCGGAGGCGGCGUGGUAGAAGGGGUUAAAGGAGGAGUGUCGGCCCUCACUCACACCGCCGUGGUCUCCAAACCCAGAGAGUUCGCCAGUCUCAUCAGGAACAAGUUCGGCAGCGCGGAUAACAUUGCCCACCUCAAGGACACGCUGGAAGACGGAGUCGGCGGCCACCCCGACGACACCCCGACCCCACGCGCCCUCAGUGGAAGCGCCACUUUGGUGUCCAGCCCAAAGUACGGCAGCGACGACGAGUGCUCCAGCGCCACGUCCGGCUCCGCUCCAGGCAGCAACUCUGGUGGGGUGGGAGGAGGUGGUAUGUUAGGGCCCACGAUGGGGAGUCCCAGACUGGACGGACACCACCACCACCACCAUCACGUGCACAGCUCGUGGGACUCGCUCCUCGAGGGCUUGCAGGAGAUCAAAGCCAGCCAGGCACACAUGGAGGACACCAUUGAGGACAUGAAGGGCCAGCUGCAAAGCGACUACUCCUACAUGACGCAGUGCCUGCAAGAAGAGAGAUACAGGUAUGAACGACUAGAGGAGCAACUAAGCGACUUGACAGAACUUCAUCAGAAUGAAAUGAGCAAUCUCAAACAGGAACUGGCCAGCAUGGAGGAGAAAGUGGCUUACCAGUCCUAUGAGAGAGCAAGAGACAUUCAGGAGGCAGUGGAGUCGUGCCUGACUCGCAUCACCAAGCUGGAGCUUCAGCAGCAGCAGCAGCAGGUGGUCCAGCUGGAGGGCGUGGAGAACGCCAACGCCCGCGCGCUGUUGGGCAAGCUUAUUAACGUCAUCCUGGCGCUCAUGGCAGUACUACUGGUGUUCGUGUCCACGUUGGCCAACUUCAUCACGCCGCUGAUGAAGACACGGGCACGGGUGGGCGCCACUGUCCUGCUCACAGUGUUGCUCUUCGUUCUGUGGAAGCACUGGGACUUUUUGGAGCCCUGGCUUCUGCCCAGCUGA